Messenger RNA from Hippocampus zosterae (dwarf seahorse), 2000 nucleotides. It is a transcript of the gene b4galt3, whose product is annotated as UDP-Gal:betaGlcNAc beta 1,4- galactosyltransferase, polypeptide 3. Gene Ontology annotation, biological process: galactosylceramide biosynthetic process; carbohydrate metabolic process. Lineage: Eukaryota; Metazoa; Chordata; Actinopteri; Syngnathiformes; Syngnathidae. Gene Ontology annotation, molecular function: glycosyltransferase activity. Bases 541 to 1824 code for a protein of 427 amino acids. The record is from RefSeq and is a predicted model, not a curated record. The transcript is spliced from 7 exons.
AAGAAGGGGCAGGUGGGUUUCAAAAAAGGCGCUCGUUGACUACGCGCUGAUGGAGCCGACGUCGCUGCGCACAGCGCACUCGCCCGUGUUUACAGUGCGCCGACGUGCGUCGCAAUCCCAACAUGCGUUUGCAUUUCAACUCGUCUGCAGCCCUUCGAUUCCGCCCCCAGAUGAGCGAUUAACUGCGAAGCAAGACGGAGAGGAGGAGGAGCGAGCAGCAGUUUGGAAACAAACUGGAUCUUUUGCUCCAUCGCCUCUUUGAGGAGGCUGGCUGCGGCCUGUGCGUUGUCGGCGGAAGCCUCGGGCUGGAUUGGAAAUGUCGCAGCGGCGACGCGCUAGCUGUGAGACUGGGAGGUGAUGGCAGUCCAGACUGAGCUUCACCAAUACGACCAUCUGUCACCGGCGAUGCGCGGCCUUCUCGCGCACGCCUGAACCUUCAGCCUUUGUUGUCCCUCCAUCCCCUCCUCUUCCCCUCCUUGCCUCCGCCCUCCCCCAUAACUGCAGCCACCUCUCCAGUGUGUACGAUCAGCAUACUUGAUUAUGGCAUGCUGCGGCCACUCUCUGGGCUCCCCGUGCACGCUGGCCUUGCUGGUGGGCUUCCAAUUUGCCUUUGUGCUCUACUUCUCCCUGGGGGGCUUCAGAGGCUUGGUGUCCGUCCUGGUGCACACCACAGAGCAAGAGUUUGACUACUCGCGACCCCACGACGUCUACACCAACCUCAGUCAUCUGAGAGCACCGCCUCCCCCGCCUCGGAACGCUGGCACUGGAGCUCCAACGACAGGACCACCACUUGCAACCUGCCAGAUUGUGUCUCCUCUGUUGGUUGGGCCCGUGUCUGUCCACCUUUCCUCGCCUCUGACUUUGGAGGAAAUCAGAACGAAAAACCCCUUGGUGUUGCCCGGUGGACGCUACCGUCCACCGGACUGUGAGCCUCGGCACCACACUGCCAUCGUGGUGCCGUACCGGAACCGACAGACGCACCUUCUUGCUCUCCUCUACCACCUUCAUCCUUUCCUGCAAAGGCAACAGAUCCACUACAGCAUCUACAUCGUGCAACAGUGGGGGAACGGUACCUUCAACCGAGCCAAGCUGCUGAAUGUUGGCGUGCGGGAAGCUCUCCGAGAUGAAGACUGGAACUGCAUCUUCCUCCAUGAUGUUGAUCUGCUGCCCGAGAACGACCACAAUACCUACACUUGCCACAAACAGUUUCCCACACACCUGUCCGUGGCCAUGGACAAGUUCAAAUACAGGCUACCAUACCUACAGUAUUUUGGUGGGGUUUCUGCUGUGACUCCGGACCAGUACAUGAAGAUGAACGGCUUCCCCAACCAGUAUUGGGGCUGGGGGGGAGAGGAUGAUGACAUCGCAGCAAGAGUGCGUCUGUCUGGCAUGAAAAUUGUGCGCCCCCCAGUGGCCGUCGGUCAUUACAAAAUGAUCAAGCAUAGAGGAGACCGAGGCAAUGAGCAAAAUCCACACAGAUUUGACCUCCUGAAAAGGACCAGACUCAACUGGCGCUCUGAUGGCCUCAACUCUCUGACGUACGAGCUCCUCUCCAAAGAACAGGAACCUCUCUACACUAACCUCACUGUCAACAUCGGAGAAGAGCCCCAUCACCCUCAGGGGAAAACGGCGACCGCUCUGCAUCCACGUAGCGCCUCUAAGACCGGAUCCGCGGAUCAUCAGGAAACCAAAUUGUCAGAGAGCAAAGCAGCUGUUUUAGUAAAUGUGACAAGACCUGAUGGCAUGAAGACAGAAGCUUCUCAGACAAAGGCAGCUAAUGAGAUGACACAGGCGAAAACAAAUGUGAAUGUUUCUCAUCUGUAGCACCAAAUGGCUUUUCUUCUUCACUUUUUUAUUUUAUUUUAUUUUUUUGUGGGAAUGCUUGUAGGACUUGAUGGGUGAGCCUGGGCUUUCUCGAACUAGACUGGGCCGUACAAGUCAAAUCUCCCGCAAGUGAAUAACCCAGCUGCUAACCCGCAACUGCAUCUGGUGUGCUGCGA